This is a messenger RNA of Exophiala spinifera, 390 nucleotides long. RefSeq lists its product as uncharacterized. The transcript has a single exon. The coding region runs from base 1 to 390 and encodes 129 amino acids. The record is from RefSeq and is a predicted model, not a curated record. NCBI's taxonomy places the organism in Eukaryota, Fungi, Ascomycota, Eurotiomycetes, Chaetothyriales, Herpotrichiellaceae.
AUGGAGCUCGCAGUUGGACCACCCUCCAGGAUUGCGGCUGGACUGGCGCUUCAAUCACCCAUCGUUGUGACAUUCUCGCCUACCAAGCCGAACGAGAGUAAGGCGGAGGACCAGAGUGACAACGGCGGCGAAAUCAUGGAAACAAUGAUGAGCGCCGACUUCAAUGGAGUCUGGGCGCUGCUGUCUCUUACGACACCUCAGAUGGACCAGAGCUUGGCGCCGCCACGAACAGAUCUGCUCCGUGGUAGAACGGCGGAUUCUAUCCAUCCUGUCAGUCAAGAGCAGGAAGGAGAUAGUCCUACACUCGCAUACGCAACCUUUUCAGACAUUACCAUAACCCAACCGGGACAAUACAGACUCAAGGUGUCCAUCAUCGACAUGAAUAGGUAA